AUGGAUAGAAUAGAAUAUAGAUCAGUGAUAAAAUUCCUCACAAAAGAAGGAACAUCUCCGAGUGAGAUUCACAAACGCCUACAGGCCGUCUACGGAACGGAUGCUCCCUCCUUUUCCACCGUAAAAGCCUGGGCACGACAAUUUCGCUUUGGCAAGGAAACCGUAGCCGAUGAACCACGUACAGGACGUCCUGCAGACGCCACCAGUGAUGAGAUUGUCGAAAGGGUAUCAGAUCUAAUUGCAGAGAAUGAUCGUCUGACUAAGAAUCAACUGGCUGAGAUGCUGAAUAUUUCACCUGGGAGUGCACUGAGGAUUCUACGUGAUAGCCUAGGCAUGGUGAAGGUCGGUGGACGAUGGGUCUCAAGCACAAGAGAGGCAGCAAAAGCCAGUGAUUCCGAUUGA
This is a messenger RNA of Lutzomyia longipalpis, 402 nucleotides long. RefSeq names its product protein GVQW3-like. NCBI's taxonomy places the organism in Eukaryota, Metazoa, Arthropoda, Insecta, Diptera, Psychodidae. The transcript has a single exon. Bases 1 to 402 code for a protein of 133 amino acids. The record is from RefSeq and is a predicted model, not a curated record.